Molecule: messenger RNA, 4044 nt
Organism: Sporothrix brasiliensis 5110
Lineage: Eukaryota; Fungi; Ascomycota; Sordariomycetes; Ophiostomatales; Ophiostomataceae
Exons: 4
Coding region: 1-4044 (1347 amino acids)
Biological process (GO): mRNA export from nucleus; positive regulation of DNA-templated transcription; protein import into nucleus
Cellular component (GO): nuclear pore outer ring
Molecular function (GO): structural constituent of nuclear pore
Source: RefSeq, a predicted model, not a curated record
AUGCCUAACAAGUUUUCGCUGCCGGACGACGACGACGACGACGGCGGCUUCUCGUCGCCGGCCACUCCUGGUGGCGGCUUUGGCGGCGGUGCCGGCGGCGGUCGCGGUAGCCUGUUUCGCUUUGAUGGCGGCGCCACAUCUUCGACAACCCCCGGCGGCCUGCCACCGCCCUCGUCGGCAGGCAGCUUCACACCAGCUGGCGCACCCUCGGCGUCGUAUCUGGGCAGCUCCAUGAUGCGGGGCGUGGCGGGCACAGCCAAGUCCACGGGCUCACCAUUGCCAUCGACCUCGCGGAACAUCUUUGCUGCGGGCGGCGGCAGUUUCGGCGGCUUCAAGGCAGGCAGUGGUGGCGGCAGCUCCAACUCACCCCUUGGCCGCUCGAUUCAAGGUAGCAAGCCCACCUUUGGACCGGGAUCGACACGGCAGCCCUCGCGACUAAGCCAAGUGAUGGCCGACGACGACGAGGAAGAUGACGAGGAGGAAGAGGAAGAGGAGGAGGAAGACGAAGACGAGGAGAAUGAGGAAGAGGAGGAUGAGGAUGACGAUGAUGCCGAAGGCGAAGACGAGGAGGACAACGAGGCCUACUACCGGCCACGAGUAGCAACAAAGGUUCCUGCCAACCGGAGCCGUGCUCCCGCUUACCAAAACGACGAAGACGGCGAAGACGACGACGACGACGAGGGCUCAUACGACGACGAGGAGGAUGCAGAGGGUGAAUACGACGAGGAGGAGGAGGACGAGAACGGAGCGGGCAGCGACCCAUGGCUCGACCUGGCGCAGAGUGCCGUCCGAGAGCGUGCCUCCUUGCAGGGCCGCGCGCCAUGGAUGCCUGCCGGCGGCGAGGCGGACGGCGGCGAGGGCGAAGUCGCGAUGGGCGGCACGGACGGCGUUAACAACAGCGACCUGCUCACCUUUGCCACGCCUGCCAUCAACGACCGCAUUCGCAAAGAGGCCGAAGACAUUUUCCGUGCAUCAGCCGCCCGCAGCGGCGGCGGCAGCGGUCGUCUUUUGGGCGGUGCUGCAUCGACGCGCGGACCCCGCGAACUCAAAUACGCAUCCAUUGCCAAGAGCAUGUACGGCCAAAUGGGCUGUGCCAGCCUGGCCGAGGCGCCACAGCUGAUCCGCCAGACAGAGGUGCAGAUUAGCAAGCUCUACAGCCAGGGCGUGGGUGUGGAGGACAACGCGGACCGGCUUGACCAGGCUCUGGCCGACGCGUCUGCACAGCUCGUCGCCCUUUGGCAGGCGUACGCCGACAGCCUUCCGGAGACGGCGCACUCCGAGCACGACGACGAACAGUUCGCAAGCAUCGGCCCCGGGCCCGACGCGAGCGCGUUCGAGAAUGCCGCGUAUGUUGCGACGGUUGCACUGCAGCUUCACCACACGCGCAGCACGGACAACGACACGGGCGUGCUGUCGCCCGAGCCGCUGACCGAAACCCUCUUCCGCUGGAUGGCCGACUACCACAACGUCUAUCCCGACCAGGUGCAUGAUGUGCUGCAGUUCCAGCCCAGCCCGGCCUCGCACGGCAUGUUCUGGCAGACCGUCUUUGUGAGCCUGCUGCAGGGCCGCGUCGAGGACGCCGUCGAGCUGCUGCGGGCCGGCGGCUGGGACAAGGUGCGGCGUGCGGGUGUGCAGGCGUACAGCGGCCGCGCCCUCUCCAACGUGGAGCGUGCUGUGCAGGAGACGAUUGCGAUGCUGGACACGUGCCCGGGCAAGUUUGGCAGCUGGGACAUUUGGAACAGCGAGUGGACCCUGUUUCGGAUCCGUGCCAAGGGGGCCCUCGACCACCUACGACGGUUUGCUGAGGGAGGCCGAGGUGCCGGUGCCGGCACCGGCACCGGCAAUGACGACGACGACGACGCCGAAGGCGAGGAUGAGUUUGGCGAGCCAUACCGGGGCGGUCGCCAGUCGAUGGCCGGCAUGGCGCGCAAGGCCGAGAGCCAGGUGCCGUGGGACAUUUACGAGAACCUCAACAUUGUGUUUGACAUUGCCCUGGGCUCGCGCGAGCGCAUCCUGGGCGUCUCGCAGGACUGGUGCGAGGCGACGCUGGGCCUGUUUGGGUGGUGGGACGAGACCAAGGUAGCGCCGACGCCAAACGCCCCCAAUUUCGGCACGAGCCGCCACGGCCAGUCGAUGUCGAUGACGAUGACGCUGCGCGGCCACGCGGCCGGCGGCUUGGACGGCGCAGCGUCGACCUUUGCGGACUACCUGGACCGGCUGACGCGGUCGUUCCGGGCGACGACGGAGGCUGGUCUGGAAAUCAACACCAACAGCCCGCUCGAGGUGGCCCUGGCGUGUAUCUUUGAGGACAACCCGCGCGGCCUGCUCGGCCUUCUGCGGGCCUGGUCGCUACCCGUGGCCUCGGCGGUCGUGGAGAUUGCCGCGCUCGGCGGCUGGCUGCCGACACAGUCGUCUACGUCGGCUCUGGCGACGGCACUGGGCGGCCUGGACAUGGAGGACCUCGAGGUGCUCGGCGUGGACCCGACGGACCCCGACGAGUCAGACGGCUUCAAAGACAACACACUGGUCCAGUAUGCGCAGGCCCUCAUCAACAACAAGGAGCUGCAGCCGACGGGCGACGAGGAGGCGGACAACGAGCGUGAGGAGGCUGCCGGAAGCAGCGAUGCUUCGCCUGCCAAUAUGGACGGCUGGGAACUGGCCAUUCACGUCCUCGGCCGCAUGAACUCGCAGGAGCGGGCGGAGGAGACGAUCGGCGAGCUGGUGCGGACGAUCCUGCUUCGCUUGGACGUGGACUCGGGCGCGACAGUGGACAAGAUCUGGCGCUUGCUGAGCGACCUGGGCAUGUCCUCGUUCGCAGAAGAAGCGGCGGAGCACUACGGCUACCUCCUAGCCAAUAAAUCGUACCGGUUCGGCGAGGCGGUGUGGUACUUUGCCAUUGCCCACCGGCCCGGCAAGGUGCGCGAGGUGAUGAACCUGCUCAUCUCGUACUCUCUGGUGCAGUCGGCAGCUUACCCCCUCGAAGCGGACCUCGACGACUACCUGCGGCGCCUGCUGUUUGAGCGCAAGACGUCUCUGGAGCAGCUGGCGCGGCGCGACCUUGUGGCGGCGGAGCUCCUUGGCCGGCUGCUGAGUGGCUACGCGACGCUUCGUCACUUUUACAACGUGCGCGACGACCCGUCGACGGAUAUUCCGCCUGUGCGGCGGCGCACGGCUGCGGCUGCGGCUCUGACGGCCGUGAUUGCGAGCGCCGACGACAACAUCCGCGGCGGGCUGUACGACGCCGCACGCGACGCCGUGGUCUCUGAGGAUUUCCUGUUGGCGCUGCUGGGCGAGGCGCUCCCCAUCUGGCCGCCCGACGCCACGUCGGCCGGCCACGUCACGGCGCCGCCCGUGGUGGCCGCCGAGACGGUCGACGUGCUGCUCAAGGCCGUCGAGGACCUGCAGACGCUGGCGGGCUCGCGCGUGUACGCGACCUGCGACGAGUUCUUCCAGGUGGUGCUGGCCAGCGUGCCGGGCGGGCUCAAGGGCUCAUCGCCGGCCGAUCUGCUGCGCAAGACGACGAGCGACCUGUCGGCGGCGUCGGGCGCCUCGUCGUUCCUCAUGACGGGCAGCUCCAUGCUCGCGAGCCAGCUGCACCGCAGCAUGUCGGGUGCGCGGACGAGCGCGCCUGGUUCCGUGGCGUGGCCCGCGUCGUCGGCGUCGACUGGCAUGCAGCGUGGCUGGGACUGGCGCAGCGGGCUGCCGGCCAACACGACCGCGGCAGACGUUCUACAACGGGUGCGGGUGGGCCUGAGCCGCGCACUGGCCCGGCUGUGGGUGGCCGAGGCGGACGAGAUGGAUCGCCGGUUGCGGGAGGUGUGCAGCGAGGCCCAGCGCAUGCGCAGGAAGCGGCGUGUGGCCGACAUGGAGGACAGCGAGACCGGCGUGGCCGAGGCAAUUGUGAGGGCCAAGAGCGAAGAAGAAACGGAGGACAAGGAGGACAAGGAGGACAAGGAGGAGGCGCACUUCAGAUUGGGGCACGUCCAGGACAACAAGACGGAGAGGGCGCCCGUGGCGGCGAGAGACAUUGAGGGUUUAUGUUGA